AUGCCCCGAUGCGCUCAUUGGUGCGUCCCUCCAACGUGUCACCAGUUUUGGUGGAUUACCCCAGAUAUCUUCUUCAUCGGGAGUGUAAAGGGCACACCUUUCUCCAAACUUCACUCUUCACGGACAGCAGCUGUCAAGAGGACACACUUUUCAUCAUUACAAGAUCAUAUAUCAAAGAAAGAAACUUUUUUUUCUUCAUACAUUUUGCCUUUGAUUGAGGCAGAUAUUAUUCACUUCUCUAACAUGACGUUAUCGAUCCUUUCUGCGUUAUUUCUUCUUACGCCAAUUCUGGCAGUUGAUGUUUCCUCCGGAUGCGUGUCCUGUAGUUUGGAAAAGGAUGUAGAAGAAAGGCUCAUGGUGGAAUUCGCCAAGCAGCAACUUUUAGACAAACUGCACCUGAAAGAGAGACCAAACAUCACUCAAACCGUGCCUCGUGCGGCGCUUCUCACUGCGCUGCGCAAACUGUACUCAGGACGCGUCAGACAGGAUGGGACACUGGAGCUGGACAACAGAUUACCUCUCAAAGACCAAGGCUAUGAAAUAGUCAGCUUUGCAGAUAUAAAUGACACUCGGAGUACUGAGGAUGCAAGCCUACAGCUUGCCUUUCAGUUCCUCCAGGAGCAGGGCCACAGUAUCCAGGUGCUGCAGGCCUCUCUGUGGAUCUACGUGCGCUCCUCUGAGGACCCUUACAGAGACUCCCGCCUGCCUGCUAGGGUCUUCCUCUCCGCAGAUCAGGGCCAGCAGGGCUCUAACCGCAGCCUGGUUAUAGAGCAAAUGUUGGAAGUGAAGAACAGUAACUGGCACACUUUCCCCAUCACCCGCACACUGCAGACCUUUCUGGAUGGUGGCCAACACAGGCUUUUGUUUGAGGUUAGUUGUGAGGAAAAUGGCAAGAACCUCUGCUCUCUGGAAAGGACAAGGGACACCCCCUUCCAGCCCUUCCUGGUGGCUCAGGUGCGCUUACGUGAUGACCACAGCAAACGCUCACUCAGGAAGCGUUCUCUGCGCUGUGGGAAUGAUGUCACUGUGUGCUGCAAGAGAGAUUUCUACAUCAAGUUCAAAGACAUCCAGUGGCAUGACUGGAUCAUUGCACCUGAGGGUUAUCACAUGAACUACUGUAUGGGCCAGUGUCCUCAGCACCUGUCUGGUUCUCCAGGCAUUGCCUCUUCCUUUCAUGCCACAGUGUUCAGCCAGCUCAAAGUCAAUGGCAUCCAUACAGCCAUCUCCUCAUGUUGCAUCCCUACUGAGCGGCGCCCACUUUCCAUGGUCUAUUUCAAUUCUCAGCAUAGCAUUGUCAAAACAGACGUGCCUGACAUGAUUGUGGAGUCCUGCGGAUGCACAUAG
Molecule: messenger RNA, 1344 nt
Organism: Boleophthalmus pectinirostris (great blue-spotted mudskipper)
Lineage: Eukaryota; Metazoa; Chordata; Actinopteri; Gobiiformes; Gobiidae
Product: inhibin beta B chain
Exons: 2
Coding region: 1-1344 (447 amino acids)
Biological process (GO): SMAD protein signal transduction; BMP signaling pathway
Cellular component (GO): extracellular region
Molecular function (GO): cytokine activity; growth factor activity
Source: RefSeq, a predicted model, not a curated record